AUGGGUUUGGGGCCGAUUAUGGAGGCGUCGGGCCGUGUGCUGAUAAUGGCCAGACAACGGGCGAUCCGCUUAGCUCGGGCGGAGCGGAUGACGCCGGAUCCCGCCGCGUCCAGGUGUGGUGGCGUGUGGCGCGAGUCACAAGCGACAAGCCUCCGCCGGCCGCGCGUGAUUCCUGCAACCCCAAACACAACCCUCGGCUGCAGGCCGUCACACGUCAAUCAAGAUAUCGGUCAGAUUUCCUCGCCCCAUGACAAUCUCGACUGCUGCCCCCACACAUUAUCCCGUUCGGAU
Molecule: messenger RNA, 291 nt
Organism: Iphiclides podalirius (scarce swallowtail)
Lineage: Eukaryota; Metazoa; Arthropoda; Insecta; Lepidoptera; Papilionidae
Source: the annotation of a GenBank genome assembly